AUUUUAAUCUUUCGAUUCGAUUGAUCGUGUGGCUAAAAAUUAAGUCUUAUCUUUAUUUUUUUCUGAUACCACUCUCUGAUGAGUGGCUGGUUGGUUGGUUGCUUGGCUUUGUUGGCCUCACUGUCUCUGACUGACUGUAUGGUACGCUAGCCAAGUUUAAGUUGUGGAUUAUGAUGGUGGCGCUGUUUGGUGACCGGGCUACGUUCAAUUGGUUUUCUUCAUUUUGGGGGAGAGAUACGUUAUAAUACCAGGUGUCGAUAGUCUUUGGACAUUCAGUACGCGGCACAUUGAUCUAAAGUGAAGACGGGUCGCUCGGUUAAAAAAAAAAACAUUAAAAGAAGAAGAAGAAAAUAUAAAAAAAAAUAAUAGUCAAAAAAGAAGAUUAAAAUAAGUGCUCGGUUUCAAAAAAAAAUUGCUGUUAGAAAAGAUUAGGUAGAAAAUAUUGAAAAAAAAAAUCGAUAUUGAUACAAAAUCAAACAAAAAAAAAUACCCAUAAAAAUUCUCAUAUUAAAAAAAAAUAUAUAUAUAACAAAAAGGGAAUGCAAAAAAAGAAUUGUGGUUACAAAAACGUACACCUUAAAAACCCCAAAGUGAAUUGUACCAAAGGUUUUGAAACCUCAACAACAACAACAAGAUAACGCCAAGUCGCUGCUUUAUAAACAACAUCAAUCUUUUCCUCCUUCUCCAGCUGCCAAAUGUAAACACAAGAAAAAAUCUGAUACAUCCAUAUCAACGGUCCGGUGACUAAAGCCAUUGACUGCGUUAGUCAAAUGAAAGAGUAGCGAAUUGAAUUCUCAGACCAAAAAAAAAGAAAAAUAAAAAAAAUAAAACAAUCCAUGUACACUAGCAUCACCUAAACACAAAACUACACCCACACACUCAUCACCAAAACACGCCCCUUACGCCCCCCCAAACAAAAUUACCGCUUGUAAGCCUUAACAUGUAAAAGGUAAUACAAGCACUUCUGCUACAAAAAUACAAAAAAAAAAAAUAAUUAUAAACAAAUUAUUAAAUUUAAAUAAUUAGCACUUAACAAUUCUAGCUUAGUAAACAUAGGUAUUAAAAUCAUUUAUACUAAACACUUUAACUUAAUUUUUAUUUAAACAUUUAAGCUAAAAACGUUUGUGAUAUUUCCUAUUCCCUCUUAACACAUACACCUAGACUUAAACACCUAAGUUCUGGUAAAAUCCAACUUCGUUUUAUUGAAGUCUUUUAGUUUUACUUUAUUCUCUUGCCAGAGAAGAGAGAGACAGACACAAAGCCUAAGAGAGAUCUCCCUCGCCUAUUGUACAACAUAAAUGUAUAAAAGAAGAGCGCAGCAGCAGCAGCAGUAGCAGCCCAAGAGAUUAACCAUUUAAAUGAGCCAUUCCAAGUUGGCAUAAAAUUAAAACUUAGUUUUGUUACAAUUAGCUUUAAGCACACGACACGCAUAAAUCAAUUAAACUGCAGCCAAAUGUAAACGACAAUCUUUUUUUUUAACUCUCUCUAACGCACUCCCUUGUGUUAUAUAUGUAAAUAGAAGAAAACGUCGCUCGCAGCAGCAAAAAGGCCACUAUUUUUAUGCCUUAGUUGUGUCAUAGCUUUGAGUCAGUCCUUCUUAGUUUUGUUACAAAUUUUGUUUUUCGGUUUGUUUUUUCUGUUUGAAGUAACCUAAAGUAUUAUUAUAAAAACACACACACACACACAAACAACAACAUUCCUAUUUAGUACUAUUGUUAUUAUUUAUUUUUUCUUUUUCUUGAUUAUUAUUAAUAUACAAAGUAAAAAAAAAAAACAUUCUUAUGAACGCAACAUUAAAUAACAAUUAAAUUCAAUUGUGUUUUGUUUUGUACAUUACUCAAAAUUCUUAAUUACUUAUGAAACCAAACGAAGAAAAAGAAACAUUAAUCGAAACAAAAACAAUGCAAAUGAGUAUAAAUUAUUUUAAUUUUCUUAAAUAAAUCACUUUAAUUACAUAAACAUAUACACACACACACACACACGAACACUUUGUAUAAAACAACCAACAUUAUUAUAAUUAAUAUUAAUUGAUAAACAAAAAAAAAAUUAAUAAAAAAAAACAAACUAUGUCGCUCAACAACGGUAGAGAAAACGAAACGCAGCAUCAAUGGCAGCAGCAGCAACAGCUGGAGACUAAUAACAAUGAGCUUCACAAAGAUACCUCCUUUAUGCCAGCAGCGCCAACGGCGGCGGCGCCGACGUCGUCAACAACCACGACGUCAAACACAAAUAGUCAUAGUAGCCACAAUGCCGGUGAUAACCAUAGUAACAGCCUGAGUAGGAGAUCGCUUGAUGUGCCUCAUACAUUAGAUAUACAUGAACAGCCCUGCGAUGACAAUAUCAGUAACAGUAGUAGUUUAAACCAACCAUCACAACAACAAGAACAAACAACAGCAACAACACCCAUUACAGAUAUAACAACAACAUUAAACUCAACACCCCAUGAAUACACCAGCAACAAUGGUGUGCAACAUGGUCAAUAUCGUUAUACUAUGCCACCAUUCUCAAACAACAACAACAACAAAAAUCACACCAACAUACCCACCAUUCAACACCAACCAUCGCAGGAUGAUAAUUUUAAAUUAUUUACAAUUUAUGGAAAUGAUACCGACAAUGACAAACUGUCCGGUUUACCACAUUCGACAACCGGUUCAUUAAGCUCAAUCAUCACGACGUCCAUAGCAUCCUCAGAACCUGAUCCUGGAGCGGGCGGCGGUGGCGGUGGAGGUGGUGGUGGCAAUGGUGGAGGUGGCAGUGCCGGCAAUGGACACGAUGGCCAAAAUAGCGCGGAUGAGAAAAUGGCCCUUAACAGGCCGGGCAUUAAACAAGAAAAAUGGACAACAAUCUUAUUGCAGGUUUCAAUACCAUUCUUUUUGGCUGGUAUUGGUACAAUUGGAGCUGGUAUCAUUUUGGGUAGAGUAGAGAAAUGGCGUGUCUUUAAAUCGGUUAGUGAAUUGUUCAUUUUGGUGCCCGCCCUACUGGGUCUUAAAGGCAAUCUGGACAUGUGUCUGGCAUCACGUCUCUCCACACAGGUCAAUUUGGGCAAUAUGACAUCUCGCCAAGAAGUUGUACGUAUGAUUGUGGGCAACAUAGCAUUGGUGCAGGUGCAGGCCACUGUUGCAUCAUUUCUGGUUGCCAUGUUUGCAAUAGGUGUUGGCGCUGCAAUGGAUGGAAAUUUCGAAUUUGAACACGUUAUGUUAUUGACUGCAUCGGCGAUGUUUACUGCAACAUCGUCCUGUUUUGUAUUAGAUUUCGUAUUAGUGGCUGUGAUAUUACUAUCUCAAAAGUAUCGAUUGAAUCCUGAUAAUUUGGCUACACCCUUAGCUGCCUCCAUAGGUGAUGUUGUUUCAAUUAGUUUAUUAUCAUUUAUAGCUUCGCUGCUUUUCGAUCACAUAAAAACACAUUUAUGGAUAACAUUUGUUGUGGUCGCCUGCUAUCUGGUCUUACUGCCCAUGUGGGUCACUGUUGUAUUGAAAAAUAAAUAUACUAGGCCCGUGCUCAAGAGCGGUUGGGUUCCUGUGCUGUCAGCUUUGUGUAUAAGUGGCUUGGGUGGCCUCGUACUCGAUGCUGCCGUGGAAAUAUUCAAUGGUUUCGUUGUAUUCCAACCCAUUAUCAAUGGUAUUGGUGGUAAUCUGGUUUCAGUACAAGCUAGUAAAAUAUCAACAAUGUUACAUCAAAGUUCAAUUAUUGGUAUUAUACCGCCACACACAAAAAUAUUUGAAUGGCCAUGGAAGGCUCUCUUCAAAGGAGUACCAUAUGCUAAAACUGCUCGUCUUCUGAUUUGCAUGUCAAUACCUGGCAAUAUACUCUUCAUAUUUGCUGCCGAUUACAUACAUAUGUCCCAGUCGACUGUAACAUUUGCCUUUGUCAUGUCAUAUCUGGUAGCAAGUUUGAUACAGGUAAUGCUGCUACUCUACAUUGCCCAUAUUAUUGUGCAUGCCAUGUGGAAGUGGAAAAUCGAUCCAGACAAUUCAUCCAUUCCAUAUCUCACAGCAUUGGGCGAUUUGCUUGGCUCAAGUUUGUUAGCUUUAGCAUUUAUCUUUUUGCUAUCGAUUAACAAAGAAUAUGGAGCAGGCUAUGAUGCACUAGAUGCCUCCAAUUAGUUAAAUGUUUACAACAUUAGUCACGUUCAUUGGGCGGUGUGGCCCAAUGUUCCUAUAACCACCACCACCCGCCUCCCUUCACUGAUAAUUCUUUCGCAGAGUUGUAGCCAUAGUGAUGCAUUAUAUAUAGCGUUCGAUAUUCAAAGAUGAUGAACAUAACCUCGUAGUUAUGGUGACGAUUACAAUACAACAAAAGAAAAUUAUUAUUAUAAUGAUGUAGAAGAAAACGAAGAUGAUUAAGAAGAAGACCAGUGCUUAGACUAGUUCAUUCUCCAAAGUACCUUAAUGGAAGUAAAUUAAAAGAAAUUUAGAUUAUGUGUGUAUUUUAAUUUAUUUUAAAUGAAAUUAAGUAAUUAUGUAUGUAUGUAUUAAAGAAACAAAACAAAACAAAAACAAAAGUCAAAUAUAAAAAGUGUCCACAUCCUUCCCAACCAUUUUGUCCCAUCCAAUCCUUAUAUCCUUCCCACUCAUUUCUCCCUAUAUAAAUAACUAUAUGUUUAUUUAAAUUAGGAAAUUUAAUUUGAUAAAAACCAAAAAAUAAAUUGAAAAUAAAAACAAACAUUUGUUCAAAAUCGUU
This is a messenger RNA of Stomoxys calcitrans (stable fly), 4680 nucleotides long. Its product is annotated as solute carrier family 41 member 2. The transcript is spliced from 8 exons. Gene Ontology annotation, biological process: monoatomic cation transport. The coding region runs from base 2067 to 4103 and encodes 678 amino acids. Gene Ontology annotation, molecular function: monoatomic cation transmembrane transporter activity. Lineage: Eukaryota; Metazoa; Arthropoda; Insecta; Diptera; Muscidae. The record is from RefSeq and is a predicted model, not a curated record. Gene Ontology annotation, cellular component: plasma membrane.